UGUUCAAUUUCAGUAUGCUCAUCGACGGACAUGCUCUUCAGUGUGUCUAAUUUCAAUAUACAAUCGAAUUUCUGCCCACCGGUCAACAACAAUCACGAUCCGUUGAACAAUAAUCACGUCAAAAUUAACUCUAACGGCAGAACACUAGCCGCCGACCGUAAGCGACCGUAUCCAUGUAAUUUAUGCACGUCACGAUUCGGCAGCAAAAUGGAGCUCGAAGAGCACCAAAAUAGUCAUACCGGCAUGAAACCAUUCGAAUGCGAUGUUUGUAAAGCACGAUUCAAUCGCCGGUCGACAUUAUGGAAUCACAAACGAAUUCACUCAGACGCGAAGCCGUUUGUUUGUACUGUAUGUCAGAUGACGUUCAAGUGGAAGAACAGCUUAAAGUGUCAUAAAGAAAUGCAUAUGCGAAAAAACGAGUCCACACCACAUAUCGACAAUGAUCUACGUCAACUGACGUAUGCAACAGCGGCUAAGAGAAAAUUGAUGAUGGAUCAGGAAGAACAAGGUAACCCCGCAACGUCUUCGGCGUCAUCAAUUCAUAGCCAGCCGCUGAUAACCACAACAACACCAAAGAAGAAAACGAAUAAGUCUUCACCAAGUCACGCCGUCGGCGCCAUUCAUCUGAAUCCCAUUACACAACCUUUGCAAGCAAGUGCCCUUAUUCCGCCAUCAGAUCAUCAGCUAGACUUGGAUACAAGCUCGCUGGAUACUCUUGUCAGCAGCAACAACAAUCUUCUGAUGCAUAUUUAUAACAGGUUGAGAUUUUGCGAACUGAAAAUAAGAAGUCUUCUCGAAACUUCACGAAAGUGCAACAUUUCAGCGAGGCCCAUCAACCCUCAACAGCUGUUGGACCAAUGCGUUAUACUGACGACAGGGCACGACUAUGUUCCAAACUUCGACUAUCCUAUGAUUGGUAGCUAUCAGAUGCAAGCCGAACAACACGAAGCUACACCGUCGGCGCACGAAUCUAACGACGAAAAGAUUGUCCCAUAUGAGCAAUGGUAG
Molecule: messenger RNA, 1008 nt
Organism: Angiostrongylus costaricensis
Lineage: Eukaryota; Metazoa; Nematoda; Chromadorea; Rhabditida; Metastrongylidae
Source: the annotation of a GenBank genome assembly